AAGUAAUCAGAGUCCAGGCGGCAGCACAGCAGCUUCCUUUCCUCCGGCGAUGGCGAAGAAUCCCAAAGAUGCCGCUCCGGAGGAGGAGAUGCCCGCCGCGGCCGAGGAACAGGCAGCGCCUGCCGCGACGGUGAAGGUGCUCUUCUUCGCCCGCGCGCGGGACCUAACGGGCGUGGCGGAUUCCGCGGUGGAGGUGCCGCCGGGGAGCACCGCGGGGGAGUGCCUCGCGCGGGUCCUAGCCCAGUUCCCCAAGCUGGAGGAGAUCCGGGGCUCCGUCGUGCUCGCGCUCAACGAGGAGUACGCGGCCGACUCGGCCGCGGUCGCCGACGGCGACGAGCUCGCUGUCAUACCGCCCAUCAGUGGCGGCUGACGUUAUUAACCACGGCCGACUUGUGUGGAGGUUACCAAGCCAACUCUAAAGGUAGCCAUCUUCAAAAGUGCAACGGUGGAGUUUGAGAAUCCAUCACAGAGCCGACGUGACACAUAUAUGUGUUGCGGAAACGUGGUGCUCUCUGGUCCUCGGACGUGGAAAUGACAAGCCAACGAUAGAGUGUUGAAUGAUGUGGCUAAAUCGUAUUUCCAUUUUUUGCAAAUCUAGGUAAUAAUUAGCUGACUAAAAAUCAUUAAUAGAAUUAACUGGUGUUGACGU
This is a messenger RNA of Zea mays, 649 nucleotides long. The record is from RefSeq. Lineage: Eukaryota; Viridiplantae; Streptophyta; Magnoliopsida; Poales; Poaceae.